Molecule: messenger RNA, 2349 nt
Organism: Colletotrichum graminicola M1.001
Lineage: Eukaryota; Fungi; Ascomycota; Sordariomycetes; Glomerellales; Glomerellaceae
Product: fungal specific transcription factor domain-containing protein
Exons: 4
Coding region: 1-2349 (782 amino acids)
Biological process (GO): positive regulation of transcription from RNA polymerase II promoter by galactose; DNA-templated transcription
Cellular component (GO): nucleus
Molecular function (GO): DNA-binding transcription factor activity, RNA polymerase II-specific; zinc ion binding; RNA polymerase II cis-regulatory region sequence-specific DNA binding
Source: RefSeq, a predicted model, not a curated record
AUGGAAGCCGUGACGCCGCAAUGGACGGUGGCAAGCUCCGCAACGGCCCAGAAGCGCGCCGCUCCGGGGUCUGCUUCGGGCGAGAGCCAGAGGUCCAAACGGGCAAAAUAUACCCCUGUAGCGUGCAACGAAUGUAAGAGGCGGAAGCUCAAGUGCAUCAAGGAAGACAGCUGGUCGGCUUGCCGGCGAUGUCUCAUGAGCGGGGGCGAGUGCGUCUUUGCCCCGGGCCCGCAACAGACGCCGAUGAGAGAACGCGGGCUCACGCAUGAGAGGGACGAGCCCAUCACCCCGUACAAUGGUCGCAGCGCCGCCGCAGAGAACCAUCCCGCGUUGAUCGCGCCCGCCAGCUCCCAGUUCAAGAAACUCAGCGACGAGGUCGCCGUCCUCCGGGAGCAGGUCGCCAAGCUGACGUCGUCCCUCAGGGAACUCACCGGCAAGAUCGCCCACGUCAGUACGCGGUCGCCGGCGGCCCUCGGCGGCCCUACGCUGCCGAGCCCUCUGUACGCGAGCGAGUCGGCCCGCCGGCCCAGCGAGCCGAGGGAGCCUCAGUUCGUCGGCCCCACGAGGUCCGCCUACAGCCUCCGCAUAGCCGAGUCGUCCCUCUUACGCGUGCCCGUCCAAGCGCGCGACGCCUCGCCGCCGAGCGGGUCCGCGUCUCCCGCGGCCUCGGCGGGGGCGCCGUCCGAGGUCGCAGACCGCCACGCGGUAUCUUCGUCGGCCCAAAAGGACCCGGACCCGGACCCGGACCCUCUCCUGACCUUGGGAUUCGACGAGGUUGUCCGGCUGCUCGAUGUCUAUCAAGAAGAAAUCGAGUCGGUCUACCCUUUUAGCGACAUUAAAGACAUUCUGGCCCACCUGCCGCGUAUCCUCGACUACGCCAGGGACCCGCACAGCCAGUCUGUCGAGGACCGUCCCCAAAUCGAGCUCAAAGACGUUCAAAUCGUCAAAGUCGCCAUCGCCACGUCGAUAGUGAUGGAUGCCCAGGGGCAGAAUGCCACCAGCACGAAACUCAUUGACUCGGUGGAGCCCGUUGUCUGCCGCGUUUCCGGUGAUGCUUUCAUAGACUUGAAAGAACUGCAAAUCAUGACCAUGCUGAGCAUCUACUGGUUCCACUGCGGCGAGGAACUGCUAGCUUGGAGGUCCAUUGGUAUCUCGGGGCGAGAAGUCCUGGAAAUGGGGCUAAAUCGGCGAGCCAUCCUCAUGGAGAACUUCAAAGACCCCGAGGAGAGAGAGCGGGCUUUGCGGUGCUUCUGGUGCGUCUAUGUUCUGGACCGUCGCUGGAGCUUCGGUACAAGCUUGUCGUUCGCAAUCGUUGACAGCGACGUCGACCCCGAGUUGCCCGAGCCAGGAGACGAGUAUCCAUACCUUCGGUGUAUGAUCGCGUAUGGGAGGCUCUGUUCCAAAGUCUGGGAGGCACUUCCACCGUUCGAGUCGCCGUCGCAGUUCAUCCCCAGGGACACCGUGGCGUUCCUGGACUUCAUGACGCUGAACUGGCUCGGCGCGAUACCCGCAGACCUGCAACUUCGCCAUCCGAGACUGGGCCUUGCCCCCAGGGCCCAGCCACGCAGCAUGCAUCGCCUGCGGACCCUCCUCUACCUCCGUGGCAACCAGAUGCGGAUGCUCAUCCACCGGCACCACGUCCUCAGCACCGCCAGCAUCAAGGCGGACAUGCAGAGCGCAAAGCUCGUGACUGAAAUUGCGCUGGACUCGAUCCAGGUGCUCGUCCACCUGAACGACACGAGCGACAUAUACGCGCGGCAGCAGAACGCGUUCAACUACUUCCUCAUGAGCGCACUGGUCGUGAUCCUCCUGGCCGUGUGCCACGCGCCAGGCGUCUUCACGGAACCGUGCAAGGAACCCUUUUUGAAGGCCGUCCAGCUUGUCAAGGGCUUCUCCCGCCACGGCCAUGCAAGCCGGAGGUUGUGGAAAACCAUCCGCAGCCUCCUCCCCAGCGUCAAGUCGCUGGGCCUGCGGAGCGAUCCGGACAAGGGUGACGGCCCGCCGCCGCCGGCGGCGGUGGCGGCGGCGGGGGGAAACGGCGACGACGGCCCGGCAGACGCAAGGCCGGACGAGGCGGCCCAAGACGCCGCCAACCAAGACGAGCGGGAAGAGAGGCGGGCGGAAAGCCAGUGGGACGCCCAUUACGCGAGUCAUGAUGCGGAUGGUUCGAUACCGGACAUGUUCACAAUGGGAAACGACUUGUUGGACCUCUUCGACGCGUUCGGACACGUGAAUGCGGGCCAUCCGACACCAUCGGAUUUUCCCGUAGGAUUCUUCGGGGCCAUUGAGCAUGGCAUACCGCAUGGCGGCCCAGAGGAGAUUUCACGACGGUUCCAAGGGCUCAUAUGA